Molecule: messenger RNA, 1350 nt
Organism: Lachancea dasiensis
Lineage: Eukaryota; Fungi; Ascomycota; Saccharomycetes; Saccharomycetales; Saccharomycetaceae
Source: the annotation of a GenBank genome assembly
AUGUCGCAGGAUCCAGAGCAGGCCAAGAAGCUGCAGGAUCUUUUAAAAAUGCUCUCGCUUUCGCAAGGUGAUACGUCGAAGUUGACGCAACCUCAGCGUAAGCAGUUUGAAGAAUACAAAUUCUGGAAGACGCAGCCUGUGGCUAGGUUCGAUGAACAGGUGGACGAUGAGGGUCCUAUCAACAGCUCGCAAAGGCCUGAGGAUAUCCCCGAUGAGCCUUUGCCACUGCUGAGCGAGUUUGAAUGGUGUACUGUGGACUUGACGAACUCUCAACAAUUGGAAGACGUGUUCGUUUUGUUGAAUGAAAACUACGUUGAGGAUCAAGAUGCGACGUUCCGUUUCAACUACUCGCGCGAAUUUUUCAAUUGGUCUCUAAAGGGUCCCGGAUGGAGAAAAGACUGGCACGUUGGGGUUCGCACCAAGCAGUCGGGUCGGUUGGUGGCCUUCAUCAGUGCAGUUCCAGCGACUUUAAGGGUGAGGAAGAAGCUUGUUAAGAGUGUCGAAAUCAAUUUCUUGUGCAUUCACAAGAAAUUGAGGGCCAAGCGCCUCACGCCGAUCCUGAUCAAGGAGGUCACCAGACGAGUCAACAAGCAGGACAUCUGGCAGGCGCUAUACACUGCUGGGGUCGUGCUGCCAUCCCCUGCUGCGACUUGUCGCUAUGCUCACCGUCCGCUGAACUGGUCAAAACUCUAUGAGGUGGGCUUCACGGGUCUCCCAGCCAAUGCUACCAAAACGCAAAUGAUAGCCAAAUACACACUUCCAAAAGAGACAGACACUCCCGGAUUAAGAUCCCUGGAGGAAAAGGAUGUGGACGAAGUGUAUGACCUUCUAGAGAAGUACCAAUCAAGGUUUGACCUGGUUCAGGUCUUCACAAAGGAGGAGUUUAAACAUAUAUUCUUGAGCUCGAAGAAUGUGGUUUAUUCCUAUGUUGUUGAAAAUGGCGGCAAGAUAACGGACUUUGUCUCUUUUUACUCUCUACCGUUCACUGUUUUGAACAACCCGCAUUACAAGGAACUAGGAAUCGGAUACCUAUUUUACUACGCUUCCGAUGCCGAUUUCCAAUACCCUGACAGAUUCCACCCAGAGGGUAGCUUGAAACUUCGCAAACGCCUCAACCGCCUCAUUGCAGAUGUAUGCAUCAAGGCGCGGGACUUGAAGAUGGAUGUGUUCAACGCCAUGAGUUGUCAGGACAAUUCCCUUUUCUUGGACGACUUGAAGUUCGGUCCUGGCGAUGGCUUUUUGAACUUCUACCUUUUCAACUACAAGGUACGUCCUAUUGCGGGCGGUUUGAAGCAAGACAACACCUUCGAUACUGAGAAACGCAGCAGUGUUGGUGUUGUCAUGCUCUGA